This is a messenger RNA of Abrus precatorius (Indian licorice), 1590 nucleotides long. RefSeq lists its product as uncharacterized. The coding region runs from base 85 to 378 and encodes 97 amino acids. Lineage: Eukaryota; Viridiplantae; Streptophyta; Magnoliopsida; Fabales; Fabaceae. The transcript has a single exon. The record is from RefSeq and is a predicted model, not a curated record.
UAUUUAUAUUUUCUCUCAUUACUUACUUAUUCAACACUUCACAUUAAAUCUUAACCUUUCUCUUUUCUCUUCGUCUUAGAGCAAAUGGGUCCGAUGGUACUGAGCCAAUUGGCGACGGGUCUUAGCGUCCUCGCCGGAGCGGUUCUCGUCAAAUCGGUGAUGGACCACAAGCCCAUGGCAGGCCCAUUUUCUCGAUGCCCAACUUGCAACGGAACGGGUCGAGUCACUUGCCUCUGCUCGCGCUGGUCCGAUCGUGACGUUGGCUGCCGAACCUGUGCAGGUUCGGGUCUCAUGGCAUGUAGCAGUUGCGGCGGAACCGGAACGGGUCGACCCUUACCCGCUAAAAUCGCCAUUCGCCCACCCAACCGCACCUCCUAGCGUUAGUAAUCUUUUUUUUUUUUUUCAUCAAUUACAUAUAGUUAUUUAUGUAAUAUGAAGUGCACUUUGACACUUGUAGUGAAUACGUAGAGAGGGAAAUUAUUAGAUUGUAAUCAUAUUACUGUAAUUCAGAUUCUUGAUUUCUUAUAAAACCAUUGAAUCUUAAGGCCUAACUCUCUCUUUCUUGUAAUUGUUGGUCGAACGAUUUAUAUCAUAACAAACUCAGGUACUUAGAUGGCGAUUAAAAUUAGAAUUUUACUUUAAUAAUAGCAUUUAUGCGAAUCAUCAUGUUAUGGACACUUACUGUAGAAAUUACGCACGUGGUUGUGAUUUGAAAUAUGAAGUUGCAGCUCAAUUGUUGAAUGCAAGGCUACGAUUGUCGCCGAGCUUGACUGGUUGAAUCCCAAGAGAAAGUGGCAUUUGCAUCAUUUAAGAUCUGACCAAAUCAAAUUGGACCAUUUCCGGGGUUGUCUUGUUUUCUUCUUCUUUGGGGGUAUCAAUGUUUUAAAAUAAAAUAACGACUGAAUAAUUCUGAGAUUUAUGAUCAACUUGCAUGUUCUCUUAUACUCGCAAAGACUCAAAAUAGCCAAAAACACUAUUACUUUAGCAUUGAUGGGGUCACUUACCCAUUUUAACCAACGAGAUCUAAAAGAUUCAUGUGAACGGUUAUCAUUGAUAAAGUUUCACGGGUCAAUUUUAUGUAGAAUUCUUCCAACAUAUUCAUUUAUAACAUUAUUAGCAAUGAACACGUUGACUGUAUUCAUCGGUUUGUGCACGUUUUAUAAAUGUUCUAAUUAUUGUUUAGGACCAUUGCUUUCGAGACUCUCCCAGCUAGUUGACUUUAAUUAUGUUAACGAUGCAUUUUAUCAUUGAUUACCAACGAAAAUUGUCAUUAUACUUUUCAAAACCUUUGAACUAUUCUCUUUAAUUUGUUUGACUUCGGUCUUUUCCUUAAAUGUUCUAUGCUCCCAAGUAAAUAAGAGGCAACAAGGUCACACAACUAUGAGGGUCCUAAUCAGUAUUUCACUAAUGUGGAGAGUUAUUGGUUGAGCUUACACCAAAACGGUGGCAUGGUAGGGAUCUGCAAAGUGAGCAAAACGAGUAUGGGUUGUUUUAAGGUGAGCUGACUCUUGACGUGUCGUAUUUCGAUCAUAAUAUUAUUAUUAAAAAAAUGUUAGUAACAUUAUUUAACACAUUCUUAAUCAUUAAUUA